AUGAACGCCGCCACGAUUGCCAUCAUCUUCAUCUCGGCCCUCGUGCUCGCCCAGUCUGCCCCGACUACUACGACGACAGCCGCCACAACGAUGCCCCUCGGCGCCGCCUCUGCCAGCAACUCCUCGAUGAAUGCCACUGCCACCGCCACAUCCUCUCCAGUUAUCUUGCCCGCACCCGCAAACUCAAUGAUGGCCACGAUGGCGCCGGGAAGCAAU
Messenger RNA from Mesorhabditis spiculigera, 216 nucleotides. The record is from the annotation of a GenBank genome assembly. NCBI's taxonomy places the organism in Eukaryota, Metazoa, Nematoda, Chromadorea, Rhabditida, Rhabditidae.